Molecule: messenger RNA, 2249 nt
Organism: Daldinia vernicosa
Lineage: Eukaryota; Fungi; Ascomycota; Sordariomycetes; Xylariales; Hypoxylaceae
Exons: 1
Coding region: 251-1930 (559 amino acids)
Source: RefSeq, a predicted model, not a curated record
GUUGUUAUGCGGUAUUUAUUAAAUCCCUAGACCACCAAGCCAUGUAGGAUAAGGAGCUCCUGGCUAUAACAGUAGUCCAGCCCCAACAGAGUUACACUAUCACUCUUUACUCGCACCUGUAUAGUGUUAGCGAAGAGCGCAACAUAGAUGGGCGGUUAUACUACGCCUUGAACAUCACAUUCAAUACUAUCGACUUCGCAUGUACCGAUAAUCCUUAAUUCUCUAGACCACGAUCGAAACUCGACCAAAGAUGGACCCAAUCUCCCCUGACACGCUCGCCUACACAGGCUCGGCGUUAGAUGCGUUCGAAGAACUGGCUAAAACACAGACAUAUGUCGAGCUACUCCACGUGGCACAUUCUUUAUGGUGUGGCCCUUCGUGUUCUCGCAGCAUCGCGUGCAAAUUUCUUCAUUAUAAGAUGCCGGAGUCUCGGGCCCCCGAGGAAGCAAGAUUGGUCCCAAGCCAUCGUUACAACAAAUGCACGGCUAAUUAUUUCACUCUCAUGGGUGGGGAGGGUUACGAGUCGGGAUUUUCACAGGAGCAUCAAGGCAACUUUUGGCCUCCCCUCGAAGCCAGUUUACGUCGAAUCGACCGAGCCCGCGAGAAAGGCGGCUUCUUGUUUUGUGACUAUACAGAUUGGACAAAGAAGCAAGAUACCUCAGCUAAGCAAACGGCCCAAAGCCUUUGCCGGGAUGUCAUCCAAUGGAUGGCCGUUUGGACUGGUAUUGAUCUCAAGACUUCACCUCUCAGCGUGUGGCUUGUCGCUAUGCUUACCUCUCCAGACGACAUCUGUAUGCCUCCGCUAGAUGUUGUGCACCAGAAAUUCCGAUUAUACGGUCGUUCCCUCCGUAACCUCGUACAGGCAAUGGUGAACGACAAUUGGGGUCGGGAUGCAACCCAUGUGCUGCUUUGUUCUAUCCGCCAGCUCAUUUUUCAGUAUGUCGAAAAGGUCGAGUUUGAGGGUGGCGCUAAGAGCAACGUGGGUAUUCACGCUCAGAUGGGUGGUCGACAUGCCGAGGGCAUAUGGGAUAGUAUCGUACUACGAACCCACACCGCUGGCACAUACGCCUGCAUGAUCAUAGUCUCCCGGAUAGCAGGCUUAGGCUUGCUAAAAGAAAACUGGGUUCUUGGUAGCUCUUCCAGUGCUUGUAUUUCCAUGGACCUGGCCAAAUCAGCUGCGCGCAUUUACCAUGUGGAUAACCACCAGCCGACUGUCAGUUUUGGGGAGCAGAAUAUGCAACCGACUCUUGAGAGAAGACGAAAGAUUGGAUACCAUUCAGUGUAUCUUGACAUGAUGGAUGACUUAGUCAACACCGGUUGUCCAGAACCCCUAUUACACGUUUCCGGUACUUUUGUCGCCGUCCAGCUAGUCCAUCGAUAUGUGGAACGUAGCUUGGGUUGUCGGAUCCCGAUUCACCCAGCCAUGGCCGAUGCCCUACGUAGCAUUUACGGGGAUGAGCCAACAGACGCGCGAUUAGAUGGUCUCUUCCACUUGCGUUGGCUGGUGAGCGGCCAUGAUACGAAGCAGAAGACCAGAGCCAAAUCUACGCUCUGUCCAGAUCUACUAGCUGCGUGCUUGAAACGCCAGCAACAGCGGGAGUCCGUAUGGAAGCCUGACCAUGCCAAUAGCCUUCCAGACUCUAUACUCCCAAUUCACAGUCCAGACAACGACAGCCCAGACGCCAACGAGUGGAUCACAGGCGUUCACCAGUUGUCGCAGCGGGCUAACAACCCCAAAGCAUUGCAGAAGCUGUUGACUUCUCAUGUAAUGCUAAACUCGAGACGGUUGUCUAUUGACCAGCUCAAUGCUGUUGGCUCACAGGAUGACAUUUGGGCUCUGUGUAUGGCCUGCAAGGUUGAUUGCAGUAAAGACUGCGAAUGGCUGGCGUUCGCCAAGUAUAUCCAGAAACAGUUCUGUUCUGCUUCUUAGGUACCUUUCUCAAGCAAUCUAAAGGGGUACAAUCAAAUGGCUCAGUAACAAGACCUAAGGGCUUGAAUGUUAAAACCCAUAACAGAAUCAACCGCGCAUUUUCAUGAACUGGGUUUCUCAAUAAAAUGGGGCUAAGGAUAUAUCAUGUUUAUGAAUGAACGAAGAUUUCCUUGAUCUAUAGCGGGGUGGACGGCUUUGGAUCGCGAAUCUUAAGCUAAACUUAGAGAAUAAUAGGGGCCAAUAGUGUGUUUGAAUUGAAAUAUAACUUUGAUGAAGAUAAUUACCAAGCGUGCGCUGUUUCUGCAAUAAGUCAUACACC